CUGGGAAAAAGAGCAGGCAGUGCAGGCCUGUGUGAGAGAGCCAGAUUCAUAUCAUCUUCUACGAGGACAAAAACUUCCAGGGUCGCUCAUAUGAGUGCAACUCCGAAUGUCCAGACUUGUCUUCAUACUUUAGACGCUGCAACUCCAUUCGAGUGGAAAGUGGAGACUGGAUUCUCUAUGAACAUCCCAAUUACAGAGGGCAUCAAUACUACCUACGUAGGGGAGAAUAUCCUGAUUUUCAGCAAUGGAUGGGUUUCAAUGACUGCAUUAAAUCCUGCCGCCUGAGCCCACAGCACGAAGGAUCAUUUAGAAUGAAGAUCUAUGAGAGAGAUGAUUUCAGAGGUCAGAUGAUGGAGUUCACUGAAGACUGUCCCAAUGUCUAUGAGAGAUUUAAUUUCCAGGACAUCAACUCCUGCCAAGUCCUGGAUGGCUACUGGAUAUUUUAUGAGGAACCCAACUACAGGGGACGUCAAUACUAUCUGAGGCCUGGAGAGUACAGGAGAUACAAUGAUUGGGGAGCCAUGAACCCCAGGACUGGCUCAUUUAGAAGAAUUUACCAUCACUAUUGAACUGCCUUUAACCUGAAGAUGUGUGAUAAGAUGAAUUAUAAUUAUUAACAUAAUGGCAGUUCUAAACUAUAUAAAAUAAAUAUUCUGGCAAAAAUAAAGUUUAUUAGAACAAUGAUGUGUUGAUUCAAGCAUCAUUAUUAAUGAUUGCAAUAAAAAUGUACAAUGCCUACAAAGCCAUGCAUAGUAUAUAAAUAUCUUAAUUUAAUCAGAAA
Messenger RNA from Xenopus laevis (African clawed frog), 781 nucleotides. RefSeq names its product crystallin gamma a gene 8 S homeolog (gene cryga.8.S). Bases 249 to 569 code for a protein of 106 amino acids. The transcript has 3 exons. The record is from RefSeq and is a predicted model, not a curated record. Lineage: Eukaryota; Metazoa; Chordata; Amphibia; Anura; Pipidae.